Messenger RNA from Dromaius novaehollandiae (emu), 1874 nucleotides. RefSeq names its product Bet1 golgi vesicular membrane trafficking protein (gene BET1). Gene Ontology annotation, cellular component: SNARE complex. Gene Ontology annotation, biological process: endoplasmic reticulum to Golgi vesicle-mediated transport; vesicle fusion with Golgi apparatus. Gene Ontology annotation, molecular function: SNAP receptor activity. The transcript is spliced from 4 exons. The coding region runs from base 195 to 542 and encodes 115 amino acids. The record is from RefSeq and is a predicted model, not a curated record. NCBI's taxonomy places the organism in Eukaryota, Metazoa, Chordata, Aves, Casuariiformes, Dromaiidae.
UACCCAGCGGGCCGCGCGGCGGCGGAGCGUUGUCGUGGCGCUCGCGGGGUGAUUGAGCCGGGUGGCUGAGCGGGAGCUGGGCCGCGACCGCCCCGCCGAGCCCCCCUGCUCGCAGCCGCCGCCGCCGCUCCCCUCCUUCUUCUCCUCCUCCUCCUCCUCCUCCUCCUCCUCCUCUGACAGCCCCGGGCACGGCCAUGAGGCGCGCGGGGCUGGGUGAUGGAGCACCUACUGGUAACUAUGGCUAUACCAAUAGUGGAUACAGUGUAUAUGAAGAAGAAAAUGAAAGGUUAACAGAAAGUCUGCGUACAAAAGUCAGUGCCAUUAAAUCACUUUCCAUUGAAAUUGGAACGGAAGUUAAAAAUCAAAAUAAAAUGUUAUCAGAAAUGGAUAAUGACUUUGACUCUACGGGCGGACUUCUAGGUGCAACUAUGGGCAGACUGAGAACACUCUCCAGAGGGAGCCAGACAAAACUAUUAUGCUACAUGAUGCUUUUCUCAUUGUUUGUUUUUUUUGUAAUAUACUGGAUUAUUAAACUGAGGUGAUGAAAGUUAUCUUCAGUUUAAUUGGUGUAAUUUCAACCAUAAAACAGUGUGAAUUAAUACUGUGAUCUAAACUGGCAUAUUCUGUUAAAACAUGAUAUUGCUGAUAUACAUUUUUCUUAAUGUAUUAGAAUUUUUCCCAUCAACCCCUGUUUUAGGUAGAUUAUUUGUAAAUAUGCAGAAAUCACUAGCACGCUAGGUUGCCUUUUUUAGGGAAGAAUAUUUUUUUAGAGUUAGAAAAUCCUCCAAAACAAAGAUUGUUCAGAUGUGAAGAAUCACAGAACUACAGAGCUUUCUUUUUGAUUCUACUUUUCAUUUGGGACCAUGCUCUAAAUUAGAGCUCCAGUUUCAGGCAUAUAGUAAUUUUGGGGUUACAGAAGCACAAAGAAUACUUGGAUAUUACUGAAUUGAAUUUUUUUUAUGGAUUUCUAAAGGAUUGGCCUGAAGCUAACAAAUAUAAAAAUGAUCCCCCAGAAACUAUUUUUGAUGCCCAAAGGGAUGAGGGCUAAUAGUCUACAGAUUUUGGAAGCUUAAAAUUUGUGUUUUAGGGAGAAGCUGUGUAAAACUGGAUUUUUUUUUAAUGUGGCUAAGAAAUGCUUAGACAUUGCUUUAAGCAAAUACCUUUGGUCAUUCAGAUCAACCAAUAUGGACACAAUACAAAUGUUUUCCAUAUGCUUUAUAUUUAUAGUAUCUGAAAUUUACUGAUUCCAUUGAAUCACUAGAACUUUUACUAGUAGUAUGUUCACUUUUCCAUCAAUAAUGAUCUCUAAAGCUGCAUGAUAUCUGAAAUGUGAGGUCAGAUAUUUUGACUUUUAUAUUGAGGUGUAUAAUGAUGCACCUGUUGAAGGUGCUGUCAUGUUAACCUUUUUUUUUUUUUAUGACUUAGCUUUGGCUCACCAAAUAGUUUCUUAUACUUGAAGCUAUUACAUUGCUGAGUUCAGUGUUUACAGAAUCAAGUUUCCUAGCAAUUGAAACUGUAUCUAAAUUUUUUUGAAUAACUUUUCUAGAAGUACUGUAUAGGGUGUUGCCCUGAAUAACUUAAUUACAAACUGAUAAAUAAAGCAUUCUGUAGUACUCUAGCUGGUAUGUAGUUUGCUUAUACACAUUCUUUUCUAAUGCAGAAUAUCAAGCUCGUUUUGGAAAUGUUGCUGCAUGUAAGGAGUUAGAAUUGUGAGAGGAUCACAAUUAAAAUAAGAAAUGGAGGUGUAUGCUACCUGGUUCUUUCAUGUUAGAUUUCAUAUAUUAACAAAAAUAUGGCAGAUAAAUCAUGUGUCUGAUACAAUACAUUUAUCCUGAAUGUGUAAAAGUAAAUAAAGUGCAAGUAUUUCUAGCUGA